GGGAGAGGAGAAGAAGGAUUAUAGACGCCAUCGUCAAACCCUGCUUACCAUUUUCACUUCUCUCUCUCUCUUUAGGGUUUUGGCUCUCUCUCUCUCUCUCCCUCCUUAUUCCUUUCUACCUCUCACACCCUUCUCAAUGACCAACAACAACGACAACAUCGCCGUGACAGAUCUCACUUCCGCCCUCAAUGAAGAGAAUCGCGCCGACCUAGUCAAUGCUCUCAAGAGCAAGAUUCAGAGUCUGGCUGGGGCUCAUUCUGAUGUUCUGGAGACUCUAUCCCCCAAUGUCAGGAAGCGUGUUGAAUCUCUUAGAGAGAUUCAGGGUAAACAUGAUGAAAUAGAGGCAGACUUCUUGAAGGAGAAAGAAGCUCUUGAAGCCAAGUACCAAAAAUUGUAUCAGCCAUUGUACACAAAGCGCUAUGAAAUCGUAAACGGUGUUAUUGAAGUGGAAGGGGCAGCAAAUGAAACAACAGAUGAAUCAGAAGAGGAUAAAGAGAAAGGAGUGCCUUCUUUUUGGCUCAAUGCAAUGAAAAAUAAUGACGUGUUAGCUGAAGAGAUUUCAGAGCGUGAUGAAGGUGCUCUCAAGUUUCUUAAAGAUAUCAAGUGGAGCAGGAUAGAAAAUCCUAAAGGAUUCAAGCUUGAGUUCUUCUUUGAUACCAAUCCUUACUUUUCAAAUACCAUCUUGACAAAAACAUAUCAUAUGAUUGAUGAGGACGAACCUAUAUUGGAGAAAGCCAUUGGGACGGAAAUUGAAUGGUACCCGGGAAAAUGUUUGACUCAGAAGGUUUUGAAGAAAAAGCCUAAGAAGGGUUCAAAGAAUGCUAAACCAAUUACCAAAACCGAGAGCUGUGAAAGUUUCUUCAAUUUUUUCAAACCACCAGAAGUCCCUGAGGAUGAUGUUGACAUUGAUGAAGAUUUGGCCGAGGAACUUCAGAAUCAGAUGGAACAAGAUUAUGACAUUGGGUCAACAAUAAGAGACAAAAUUAUCCCUCAUGCUGUAUCAUGGUUUACUGGGGAGGCUGUUGAGGGAGACGAGUUUGAAGACCUGGAAGAUGAUGAGGAUGGAGAUGACGAUGAGGAUGAUGAAGAGGAGGAUGAGGACGAAGAUGAUGAUGACGGCGAUGAAGAGGAGGAAGACAGUAAGACUAAAAAGAAGUCAUCUGCUGUUAAGAAGAGUGGAAGGGCACAGGCUGGUGAUGGUGAGCGACCUCCAGAGUGCAAGCAGCAGUAAUUGUUUAUUUCUUCGGAGUGUCAUGUGGCUGAUGGGUGUUUUUGAGGUCCUAUGGUGCGCCUGAUGGAAAAGUGGGUUUCAGUUUCAUGCAAUUUUUCAUGGUCCUUGAUUCAUUUUCCUCCUUAGAUCCUAUAGUCUGAAUUUAUUGAGAGUCCAUUUCUUCUUUUUCCCAUCCAUUUUGAGAGAAUGUGGGGUUAUAUUAUAGUCAGGGAUGCUGUGAUUUGUUACUGUUGGAAUUUCAUUCCAGAUACUUAAAAUAUAUCAUAGGUUGUGCUUUGUUGCUAUUAUUUUUCUUAUUAAUUUAUUUAUUCACAAUUUUGUUAA
Messenger RNA from Glycine soja, 1555 nucleotides. RefSeq names its product nucleosome assembly protein 1;3-like. The transcript is spliced from 12 exons. Gene Ontology annotation, biological process: nucleosome assembly; somatic cell DNA recombination. The record is from RefSeq and is a predicted model, not a curated record. Bases 137 to 1231 code for a protein of 364 amino acids. Gene Ontology annotation, cellular component: chromatin; nucleus. Gene Ontology annotation, molecular function: chromatin binding; histone binding. Lineage: Eukaryota; Viridiplantae; Streptophyta; Magnoliopsida; Fabales; Fabaceae.